AUAGUGACCCAUUUCAUGUAAAAGGUAUUCCCGGAAGAUACGUUUCGUCGAUGAUGAUGUACUAAAUUAGGACCCCUUUUAAUUUUAACGAAAUCUACACAUAUUUGCCCAUGGUAGAAGUGGUCAGAAAGUGCCUUUUUGGACCGGAAUGCCAAAACAUCCAAGAGAUAAAGGUGGAUCGGCCCCUCUCAGUAGGAAUGCCGGGCGGAGUGGACUAUGGGGAGUUUGGGGGGAGCCUUCCUGCCAUCGCCUCUCUGAAUGCGUCCUACUCCACCACUGUAUCCCUCCCCUCCUCCCACUACCUGGUGGUGCCCCCUGGGGAGAAGAAGGUCAUCUCGGACGUCCGUCGCACCUUUUGCCUCUUUGUCACCUUUGACCUCCUCUUCAUCUCCCUGCUGUGGAUCAUCGAGCUCAAUAUUCAGAACUCCAUUUGGCAGAGCCUUGAGCUGGAGGUUAUCAAGUACAGCUUCCGGUCCUCCUUCUUUGACAUCUUUCUCCUUGCCUGGUUUCGUUUCCUGUGUCUCCAGUUGGGCUAUGCUGCUCUGCGUCUGAGGCACUGGUGGGUCAUUGCGAUCACCACUCUAGUGACCAGCUCCUUCCUUGUAGCCAAAGUCAUUCUCUCCAAUCUGCUAUCCCAGAAUGCCUUUGGCUACGUGUUGCCCAUCACAUCCUUUGUGGUGGCGUGGCUGGAGACGUGGUUCCUGGACUUCAAGGUGCUCUCCAUAGAGGCUGGUGAUGAGAGAGCCUACCUAGCAGCAGUGAACGCAGCGUCGGAGCGAGCUCCCAUGAUCUACCCUCGCGCUGUGUCUGAAGGACAGUUCUACUCUCCACCUGAAUCCCUCGCAGGGUCUGAGGAGGACCUGGAUGAGGAGGGGCUGGGUCGCAAGGCAGUCUCCCCCCAGGAGAAGGCGCUGGUGAGGCAGGGUAAAGAGGCCAUGGCCGUGGUGGAACAGAUCCUGGCCCAGGAGGAGAACUGGAAGUUUGAGAAGAACAAUGACAUGGGAGAUUCUGUGUACACACUGGAGAUCCCCUUCCAUGGAAAGACCUUCAUUCUCAAGGCCUUCAUGCAGUGUCCUGCAGAGCUGGUGUACCAGGAGGUGAUCUUACAGCCAGAGAAGAUGGCCCAGUGGAACAGAACCGUUUCUGGCUGCCAGAUCCUCCAGAGGGUGGAUGACAACACCCUGGUGUCGUACGAUAUCGCUUCCGGAGCAGCAGGGGGGGUAGUGUCUGCCAGGGACUUUGUGAAUGUGAGGCGGGUGGAACGCAAACGAGACUGCUACGUCUCCGCUGGCAUGGCAACCGACCAUGACGCCAAGCCGCCGCACAGUCGCUAUGUCAGAGGUGAGAAUGGUCCAGGAGGGUUUGUGGUCCUGAAGUCCAGCAGUAACCCCUCGGUUUGUACCUUUAUCUGGGUGCUCAACACAGACCUCAAGGGUCGACUGCCCCGCUACCUUAUCCACCAGAGUCUGGCUGCCACCAUGUUUGAGUUUAUGGCCCAUCUACGCCAGCGUAUCCGUGACCUACGGUCCACUCGCUAGAUGCCCUCUCACUUACUUCCUGUAGGGAAGCUAGAUGCUUGCAACCCACAGCGCCACCGCAGGUUUGGUGGUGUCACUGCAGAUUUGUUGGGAACACCUACAGUUGGAAGUGCACCUGAGAUCAUGGUGGAUAUCAAACGUACUUAGACUAGAGGAAGGUCAACAGCAUAGAGGAUGGGAGACUGGUGCAUCUACUUUCACCUGUCUUUUAGACGUGAGGAGGUCUGGGGCUGUCAGAGGAGAUGUUCCUCCUCUCCCAGGAACUCCAUUUUGUUUUUAAACAUAGUUACACUCGUUUUUAUGUACAUUUUCUACUGUUUCUCUCACUGAUGCCAGUGCUGGCUGCAUCUCCCUCCAGCCAAGAAGUCUAACAGUAUUGAAAGUGUAAUGGAGGUCAGACUAGGACUACGCUUGAUGAGACUUGGUGAAGACCGCUAACUCUGAGCCUUAUUCUACUGCACAUUUAUGUUCGCCAUUGACUGGCUGUUAUGCUUUUUUCUUGUUGUUUUUCCACUGUCUUCACUCUGGUAACCAGGGAAACCGCUACACAUGGACCACAUCAUAAACAAAAAUUGAACUGUUGGAACACAAUGAACCCACAGCGUGUUUCUUUUGUCCUCGUUGACCCUCACUGCACUGUGAUCCAUUUGAAGCUGACUGUAGGAGUGCUGUAGUCCUCCAGCCACUAGGGGGUGACACCACCACGGCUCUACUAACAACGGGAGACCACCUACUUAAUGGAGCUCAAGAUGGGUGGUUGUGAUGACUUAUCGGUCGCUCACGGGUUCAUAAAGAGUUUCAGAUACUCUUCUGUGCCAAGCCUUUAGUGGCCUUUUUAGCUAGAGGGAAUCCAACUGCCCUUAAUGAUGGUUGACCUAAAUUGUAACUGUAUUGGUAAAUGUAUCGCAGCCUUCUGAGAUAAGCCUUUACUGCAGACAUACUGUAGAUGGAGAAGUGGCAGUAAAUGAAUUGUGAUUCGUUAUGUUCAACAUUGUGGUGGAUGCAAUAUUGAAAUUGGCUAUAAUUGGAGUUCUGAUUCUCUGUAUGUAAUUAAAGCAUGCUGCUUUGCAUAUCACAACCUUCAGCCAUCAGCCUGCUGUGUGCAUGUCGAUGCAGUGCUGAAUGUCUGGUAUGUCAGGUCAUUGAACAUUACACUUGUGAGAACUCAUGUUCCCCUCUAAUGCCUUGCAGUCCUGUAAAAAUACAAGUCGGACUUGUUCUGUUUUGGACUCCACUCUAUUUUAGGGCCCUAGUUAACCGGCUUAGCUACAUUAUUGUAUCAGAAAAGAAACAAAACAUGCUGGGGGGGGGGAAUAUAUGAGGUGUCAAAGUGAAAAUAAGGUCUUUGAAUUCCGUGAAGAAGAGGGGGAAAAGUCUGAAGAUAAUUUGAACAGUUUGCCAUCUGUGUGAGUGGGAGUUUCACACUUAAACCAGUUCUGUAAAUCUCUUAACUAAUAAUUGGGCAGAGAAAGCUGUUGGUUGGUUUGGUGCCUUUGUCACAGUGACAGAAAUGGGCGUAUAGUGUCACUGUGACCACACUUGAACUGUUAGGACUUAACUAUUACUAGAAUAUCACUUGUUUGCUAAAGGUAUGUGUUGCAAAGGUUGUUUUAUUUUCAGUUGUGUAUUUUUUUUUAAUUUCGAUGAUUGUUCUAAUGUUUUGAAAUCAUACAAACUGCUGAUCAUUUACAAAAAUUUGUCAAUUUAUGAUCGUCUUCAAAUAUUUUACCAGGAUACUGAACAACUAUAUUUUUUAACAGAAGAUUAACCCGCCUUGAAUCUCUAAUAAAAUGUUAAAUAGUUA
Messenger RNA from Salvelinus sp. IW2-2015, 3342 nucleotides. RefSeq names its product stAR-related lipid transfer protein 3. Gene Ontology annotation, cellular component: endoplasmic reticulum membrane; late endosome membrane; late endosome. Gene Ontology annotation, biological process: cholesterol transport. The record is from RefSeq and is a predicted model, not a curated record. Gene Ontology annotation, molecular function: cholesterol binding; cholesterol transfer activity. NCBI's taxonomy places the organism in Eukaryota, Metazoa, Chordata, Actinopteri, Salmoniformes, Salmonidae.